Messenger RNA from Williopsis jadinii, 494 nucleotides. RefSeq lists its product as uncharacterized. The record is from RefSeq and is a predicted model, not a curated record. The transcript has a single exon. Bases 116 to 400 code for a protein of 94 amino acids. Lineage: Eukaryota; Fungi; Ascomycota; Saccharomycetes; Phaffomycetales; Wickerhamomycetaceae.
AGGCCUGUGAGUACAAUAACACCAAACAAAGAGACGGUUCCUAUAUGCUCACGCCUAGCCAGUCCUCCUGUGUAUUUUGGUGUGCUUUUCCCCCCUGUCGUUGCUCUGUCCACCGAUGCGCUUGUUAGCUUCGGUAACCCGUCACUUAGUAUGGAGUCCUCUUGUUUUGGUUUCAGAUACGAAGGGUCAGAAGGAGAGAAAACCGUUUCAACGUACGUAUCGAACUGCGGUGCGCACCACAUUUACUCUGUGCGUUUCCAAGUUGGCACGCCGCCCUUGUUGGCGUCCUUACCUUAGAGAGACGGCGCGCGCUUUUCUAUGGGAGACGGAAUCAAGCGUCAAGAUUGACGUCUUGUUGGGCGUUCCCUUCGCCAACCUCAGCCCCUGUAGUCUGUGUUGAUGAUUGGGUUGUGAGUUUGAGCCUAUGACACAGAGGUCGGCUGGGUUGCUUAGGUGCUGGGUUGUGUGACGUAUUCAAUUGUGUUGCUGGAAGA